AUGAAUAACACUCCCCCACUAUCUGACUCCCCGAAACAAUCUCCUGCUUCGUUAUCUGAACAAGCAACUAGACAGUACGCACUAUCACCUGAUAACCAAUCCGACCCCCUCCGAUCUCAUGCCGCAAGAUCCAGCAGCGACUCAGAGCUUACUAGCUCAGACAAACUAUCUGCGCUGCCUGAUUCCUCUCCUCUGACACGUUCCCGUGCCGUAGGCAGGAUGGAACGUCUGGGCGUCCAAAGCUCGCAAUCGGCUCCUUCCCUGGAGGGUCUGAUAGGCCAUCUUACCAGCACUUCCACCUCUGACCGUGACAUGCCCAAGGCAACCGCCUCGGAGGGGUCCAUCGGCAAGGGCAGUCCAUUCCAACGCGUCUCCUUCGAGAGCGCUCCUUCUCGCGUCCAAUCUCCUCCCAGUAAUAAUUCUCGUACUGGGAAUAACGUACACCACCCCUUGCUUCGCGAUGGCGGCGCUCCGCCCUCAAGCUCAAGGUCACCACUUUUCGAGUCAACGUUAUCUCGUUUACGGCAGCUAAGCGAGCCCUCUCGUCCACCUUCUGUCAUACGCGUAGGAGCUCAAACGCCCAGGAAAGAUAGCUACGAUUCUCCCUCCGCGUCACAAUCUCGAGGCGCGUCCCCCAUGCGGAUAUUCGGAUGGUCUGGCUUUCACCGUAGGGAAGCGCGCGAAGAACCAUUCGUCCCUGAAAACCCCUUCCAGAGACGAAAUCCGUUGCGCAGAUUUUCUAUCGGUAGCCCUAUCCGCGUCGGUGAAAGCUUUGAUCCAAGCUGCGAGGACGUGUUCAAGCACUGUCUACCCCCUCCAAUAACUUGCAAUCCUUUUAAGAUCUCACGAAGAUUUCUCCGCUCCUUUGGUGAUUUUUUCAUGGAUACCCUCCCCCGGCAAGUAUACCUGUAUCUACUGCUUUGCCUCCCCUCUCUUUAUUUUUCACGCAUCGCUCGUAUUUAUGAGGACGCGGAACUCAGUCGUCCGGACAUUCAGCGAUUGGUUGAUGCCUGUGCGCCUCGGCGACCCCUCACCUCCAGCCCCAUCCCGCCGGGGGCUCACUAUCACCCACCGCCUGCUCUUCCUUUAGCAGACGAAUGGACCACUGCCAACGUCUCCCCAGCUCUCGUCCGAUUCAAGCAAUCCUGGGAGGCAUUUAUCGACUCCCUGCUCCGAGAAUGGAAGACCUUAAACCUUGUCUCCGCUCUACUGCUUUCUGCCAUAUUGUCGAUGUUUCAGAAUACCCAGAUGUCGCAGGAUCCUGUCAUCCGCACAGCAGCGCUACUUUCGCUCACCUCCGCCUUAAUGAGUGUGUCUUUCGGCUGUAUCUACAUCGUCCGCUUUGGUACCAUGAGAAGUAUGUACAAAGCUACCCGCUGGGCUGAGGAAGCUCGUAAAACGACAACAUUCAUUUGGUGGAACGUAUGGGUACUAUUAGCAAUGCCUGCUGUCUGGCUUGCCUGGGCCAUGUUUUUCUUCAUCGUUGCCAUUCUUUCCUUCGUGUGGCGCUCAGGUACAUUAACCGACAUGAACCCCACACCACUGUCCUCAACCGCUGUAGUGGGCCCGCGUAUUGCCGUCUCGCUCCUGUUCGUCAUCGGGCUUGUCGACUUCAUGAUGAUCGUCAAGACGCUGCACAACUACGGGCGUACGCGGGACAUUGAUAGUGAAAUGCGAUUACUGGGUACGGACGAUACGUUACAGGCGCGACACUCUGCCGACCGUGAGCGAGAGGAACGAGGGAGGCGACCAGCGCACCCGUCGAGAGGUAGAGAGCGCUUCAAGGGAGAGGGUCGUGGGCGUCAUGAUGGUGAUCGUCCAUCUGAAGGCGGCGUUCUGUCAGCUGUCACAGGCCUGGGCCUUACGAACCUUGAUGGCGUGCUGCAAGCGAGUCCCCGCAGCUCCAACGAAUUCUCGCGGGAGAAGGACAAGGAGAAGGCCGUGACGAAUGCGGCCGCCAAUGAUUGAAUGCUAUUGUGUGCUUAAUUUGGAUUCUACAAUUGAUACUUCCACUCUUUUUGAUGAUACUUCCGCGAGUGCAGUUAGGCGGUAUUGACCUUGUAUAUACUGCUCGUAUUCUCCUAUAUAUCUUGGGUGGACUUGAACCGUGGCCUCGCAAU
Suillus paluster is the source of this 2120-nucleotide messenger RNA. RefSeq lists its product as uncharacterized. The transcript is spliced from 5 exons. The coding region runs from base 1 to 1968 and encodes 655 amino acids. The record is from RefSeq and is a predicted model, not a curated record. NCBI's taxonomy places the organism in Eukaryota, Fungi, Basidiomycota, Agaricomycetes, Boletales, Suillaceae.